Molecule: messenger RNA, 1387 nt
Organism: Hirundo rustica (Barn swallow)
Lineage: Eukaryota; Metazoa; Chordata; Aves; Passeriformes; Hirundinidae
Gene: LRRC3B
Product: leucine rich repeat containing 3B
Exons: 2
Coding region: 289-1068 (259 amino acids)
Molecular function (GO): protein binding
Source: RefSeq, a predicted model, not a curated record
GCGAUCGGCGCUGCUGCCUCCGAGGGGCUACCGCCGUGCCGCGCCGCCGUGCCCGGCGGCGAUUGGCGAGGGCUACCGGAGAUGCCCCCUCCCUCAUCCCGUGCUGGCGAUCCUCCGGCGUCCGCAUGCUUCUAAGAAGCGUAUUGACCAUGAGGAAGCCCAUGUGUUAGUAACCAGCUGUUACUAAUCCCGCUGAAGAAAAUGAAGCCUCUUUUCAGCUUUGCAAGUCCUUUUCCCACCCUGUUGGCUGAAUGAGAGGUGGUCGUGUGAUUAUGCUGACAGACCAGCAUGCAUUUGGUAGACCUGUGGUUAACUCGUUCCCUCUCCAUGUGUCUACUCUUACAAAGUUUUGUCCUCAUGAUACUGUGUUUUCAUUCUGCCAGUAUGUGCCCCAAAGGCUGCCUCUGUUCUCACUCCGGAGGCCUGAACGUCAGCUGUAGCAAUGCAAACCUCAAGGAAAUACCCAGAGAUCUUCCUCCAGAAACAGUCUUACUUUAUUUGGACUCCAAUCAGAUAACAUCUAUCCCCAACGAAAUUUUUAAGGACUUGCACCAAUUGAGAGUCCUUAAUUUAUCAAAAAAUGGGAUUGAGUUUAUAGAUGAACAUGCCUUUAAAGGGGUGGCAGAAACCUUGCAGACUCUGGAUUUGUCCGACAACCGGAUUAAAAGCGUGCACAAAAACGCUUUCAACAACCUGAAGGCCAGGGCCAGAAUUGCCAACAACCCCUGGCACUGUGACUGCACGCUGCAGCAGGUGCUGCGGAGCAUGGCCUCCAACCACGAGACGGCCAACAACGUCAUCUGCAAGACCUCUGUGCUGGACGAGCACGCGGGGAGGCCCUUCCUCAACGCUGCCAACGAUGCCGACCUCUGCAACCUCCCUAAAAAGACUACUGACUACGCCAUGCUGGUCACCAUGUUUGGCUGGUUCACCAUGGUGAUCUCCUAUGUGGUUUAUUACGUCCGACAGAACCAGGAGGAUGCAAGGAGGCACCUUGAGUACUUGAAAUCCCUGCCAAGCAGGCAAAAGAAACCAGAUGAAGCUGAUGACAUUAGCACUGUGGUAUAGUAUUCUGAAUACAAUGACUGCCUUUGUGAUGGAAACUAGAGUUGGAUGACGCUAAAACCAGAGGUUUACUUCUAACGUUCAUUGUAAACAUUAAGACUUUUGGGGCUUUUUUUUUCCUGUUUAACUGAAUUAUGCCACUAUUGAGCUUUCUAACAGAAAGUUUUGUCUAGGUGGUAAACUUCAAUUAUUUCUCUGGUGGUAUCCUAAAGCAAGUGAAUUAAUAUGUAAACAUUAGUUUAGACCCAUUCCACUAUUUAAUAAUGAAAUUUAUUUUUUUAAUUUAAAAACCAAAUAAAAGCUUAAAUUUGAACCAUGUAAA